UCCAGCAUGGGGCAGGAAGUCAAGCCAAAGACUACACAUUCAAGCACAAAUAGACUCUUUAUGUAACGACAUCACAGCCCUACACCACACAUCACACAAUGCCCCCAGUUCCACCUUGCCCCGUGGUGGGAGCAAAGCAUACCAGGCAGCCACCAUGGAGCGGGGACCCACAGCCUGCCAGCACAGAUGACACACACCCAGCACCAGCCCCCAUAACUGCCACCUCUUGCACAAUGGAAGAUAACAUAGCGCUUGGAAAGAGAGGCUAUAUUGUGGGCGUCACUCUGGGGGAAGGCUCCUAUGGCAAAGUGAAAGCAGCCUACUCUGACAGGCUGGAAAGCAACGUGGCAAUAAAGAUUAUCGACAAGACGAAAACUCCUCAGGACUUCCUGGAAAAAUUUCUCCCAAGGGAAAUAGCUGCUUUGAAACAUAUGAACCACCCCUCAAUUGUCAAAACCUACGAGAUAUUUGAAACAUUCGCAGGCAAAGUGUACAUCAUAAUGGAGCUGGGGGAAAAGGGAGACCUUCUGGACUACCUCAAGAUUACUGGAGCAAUGAAAGAGAACGUCGCUCAGAGAAAGUUUCAGCAGUUGGCUUCUGCUAUCAAGUAUUGCCAUGACAUGGAUCUUGCUCACAGGGACCUGAAAUGUGAAAACAUCCUUCUCGAUAAAGACCUCAACAUCAAGCUGUCGGACUUUGGCUUUUCCAAACCCUUAACUCGGGAUGAAAACGGGAAAAUUAUUCUCAGUAAAACCUUCUGUGGGUCUACCAUAUAUGCAGCCCCCGAAGUGCUACAGGGCAUUCCUUGUAACCCCAAGAUUUGCGACAUAUGGAGCUUGGGGGUCAUCCUAUAUAUAAUGGUCUGUGCAUUAAUGCCAUUUGAUGAUUCUAACAUCAGAAAAAUGGUCUGGAUUCAGAAACAGCACAGGAUUCACUUUCCCAAGUCCAGACACCUGUCUCUAAAAUGCAAGGAUCUCAUUUACCGCAUGCUCCACCCAGAUGUGUCUCGGAGGUUGUGCAUAGAUGAAGUUUUAAGCCACCCAUGGUUGCAGGGUCUAGAACCCCAAAUCCCUUCCCAUCUGCAGGCUGCAGAAGUGGGCGAGUGUUCCCAGAAUCUGCACGAGGAAAAGCCUGAGCACAAAGAGCAAACAGGCACACCUUCCACAGAAGGCCACUCAGCAAAGGAUUCUUCUGCCACGGAGACAGUCCUGGGAAUUGUGAAUGCGGUCAGCAUUAAGCCCACUGAAGAGGCAGAUGAAGCGAAUACUUUGACAAAAGUCACAGAAAGAAGAGCUAUUGAAGAAUUUAACCAUUAA
Messenger RNA from Struthio camelus australis, 1316 nucleotides. The record is from RefSeq and is a predicted model, not a curated record. Lineage: Eukaryota; Metazoa; Chordata; Aves; Struthioniformes; Struthionidae.